UUCAAGAUGGCGGCCGUUGUAGGACGUAAAGCUCUUAAAAUUACUCCUGCUAUUUCUACUCUUACGAAUCAAAAUUUACGACCUACACUAUGCAGUUCAAAAGUUAACUUAUUUAUAAUUAUGAAGAGGAUGGCAGGUCAUAGCCACUGGGCAAAUAUCAAGUUCAAAAAGGCUCAUAUUGACUUUGCUCGAAGUAAACUGUUCGGGAGGCUAACAGCUGAAAUAAUGACUGCUGUAAGGGAAGGAGCAGCAGAUGUAUCAUUAAACCCACGACUUGAAGCAGUAAUUGAACGUGCCAAAGCAGCAAAUAUGCCAAAAUCCAAUAUAGAAAAUGCAAUUAAGUCUGGUCAAGGGAACAAAGACAACCCUUUGUCUCAAUUCCUUCUUGAAGCAAGAGGACCUGGUGCUUGUGGGCUCCUGAUUGAUAUUGUAACAACCAACAAAGUCAGAGCAAAAAUUGAUGUGGCCAGUAUUUUAAAAAGAAAUGGAGGAACAAUGAAAGAAGGAGGGUCUGUACUUUUUCAGUUUGAAAGUAAAGGAGUUGUAACAAUUGAAGAUUAUUUAUAUAAGGAGGAUUUACAUAAAGGAGGAUACCCAGAUGAUGAUAUAGUAGACAAGGUAGAAGAACUAGCAAUAGAGGCUGGUGCUGAAGAUGUUUAUUUUACACAACUGGAAGAUGAAAAACAAGUCAUUAAGUUUGUAUGUUCAUUCAAAGAAAUAAAGAAGGUUUCAGAUGGUAUCCUAUCGACAGAAGAAAAGUGCAUCAUACACUGCAAUGGACUAGAGUAUUUCCCAAAAGCUAUGGCUACAUUAACAGAACCUCAAGUAGAAAAAGCUGAUAAACUCAUUGACUUGAUAUUAAACAACCCAGAUGUCAUUCAGGUGUAUGAUAACAUUAAGGAUUAUCCAAGUUCAACUUGUAAAUUAUUUGCCGACUUGUAGCCACUUGAAAUUCUACAGAGUUUUUACUUAAUCCAGGAACAAGAUGUAAUGGUUGAUAUCCAAUAAUUGAGCAGACAGUUAGUGUUUAGUAAUGUCUAUAAGACCAGUAUCCAAUUUGUUUGUUAAAUGAAAUCACUCUUUAGUACUACAAUCAGAUAUUCACCCCAAAAUUAAUGGUGCAUGUGUGGCUGCCAAGGGCAUUGGUCUAAUAAGUGGAGCAUUUUUCCACAUAAAGCUAUCAGAUUGUA
This is a messenger RNA of Actinia tenebrosa (Australian red waratah sea anemone), 1190 nucleotides long. RefSeq lists its product as uncharacterized. The record is from RefSeq and is a predicted model, not a curated record. Lineage: Eukaryota; Metazoa; Cnidaria; Anthozoa; Actiniaria; Actiniidae. Gene Ontology annotation, cellular component: mitochondrion.